Phymastichus coffea is the source of this 1437-nucleotide messenger RNA. It is a transcript of the gene 7B2, whose product is annotated as neuroendocrine protein 7B2. Gene Ontology annotation, cellular component: secretory granule. Bases 237 to 965 code for a protein of 242 amino acids. The record is from RefSeq and is a predicted model, not a curated record. Gene Ontology annotation, molecular function: enzyme regulator activity. NCBI's taxonomy places the organism in Eukaryota, Metazoa, Arthropoda, Insecta, Hymenoptera, Eulophidae. The transcript is spliced from 5 exons. Gene Ontology annotation, biological process: neuropeptide signaling pathway; regulation of hormone secretion.
AUUUUCGUUGAGAGGGCUUUCCGCUUUUGGAUUACGUACUGAAUACGCGCGUCUGAGUACGCCGAAGAUUCGAGUCUGCCUGUGCGACGUUUAGUGAAACAUAUGGGGGAGGCAAAGGUCUUAUGAAUGCUGCUAUCGCGGAAGUAACUUAUUCAACAAGGCUCGUGAUUCUCGCUCGGUUUGGCAAUGCAGAUUUAGUGGGCGUUUGUUGUAGCAGCAGCUUCUAAUCAUCCAAGAUGUACGCAUUCAUCCUUAUUAUCGGUUCGGUCGUCUGCACGCACGCAACAUUUUAUCCUGACUUCAAAGGCGACCAUUUCAUGAGCAAUAUGCUUUUGCAAAACUUAAUUGAGCGUAUGAGUAACGAGCUCGCUGACGAAGACUCUUACAUCGACAAUCGUGAUGUUGGUCGAGGAUUACCAGACAAAGAGAUUCCCAUUGAAUUACCCAUCGAUUACGAUGGCAUCGACGCACUCAAUCCUAAGACUAGCAUCCGCGACCAGGAAUACUUGCAGCACAGCACCCUAUGGUCACAUCAACAACUCAAUAAUUACAAGAGCAAUGACAGACACAAAAUCAAACCAGGAAAUGCUGCAGCCGUAUCUGCUGUUGCUACUGCUACUGGAAAAACUAAAGAUGGAAAAAGUGAGACGCAAUUGCCUGCUUAUUGCACACCACCUAAUCCUUGCCCUGUUGGAUAUACUAGCGAGAACCAGUGUAUCGAGAAUUUCGAGAACACAGCGGCUUUCAGUCGUGACUACCAGAGCGCACAAGAAUGUAUGUGCGAUUCCGAGCACAUGAUCGAAUGUCCAAAUAGCGUUGAUGAAGAUAGCAAUGUUGUACCUGGAAUGCCCAUUACUAAUGCCGAUUUUGAUCAGAUCGUUGAGCGAUUUGAGGAAGACAACCCAUACUUCCGAGGUGAAAAAUUGCCCAUUGCUGCGAAAAAAGGAUUCAAUAUCGCCAUUUAAAGAUCAUAUCAAAUAUAAAAUUGAUCGCAUCAAUGCGAUUUCAAGAAAAUUUUUUCAAUAUUCGUAUACUUAAUAUAAAUCAGACAGAAUAAUAAGCUGUUGAAAACAGUCAUGAGCGUUCCUUGAAAAUUGUACAAACGCACUUGUGAGAUAUUUCAAUUUUAAAAUAUCGAGACCAAUUUAUGAAAAGUGAACUUAUAAGAUUGUAUUUAUUAAUGUUGACGAAAUGAUAAAUGAUUCACAUUUUUUUUGCAAUGUGAUAUUUCUCUGGGUCCAGAGUACUUAAAUUAUAUUGCAAACUUUCGUUUUCUAUAUUUGUUGUACCGAUUGAAAGAUAUAUCAAUGGUAUUUAGUUAAAAAUAUAUGAUUAGCUGUUUUAUGUAGAGUUUAUCAAACAAACUCAUUAUCUAUAGCUUAUAAAUGGAUUUGAGAACAAAUAUAUUUUUAAAUUUAAGCAAACUGCAGAAAUUUU